AUUACAUUAUUUUUUAGUUUAGUCUAUAGAUUUUUACUUUAUUUUACAUUAGACUAUAAGAAAGAAUUGAUUACUAAUGCUUGCGCAGAUGUUACCUUGACAACUAUUUAAAACAGUUAUGGUCGCCGACUAGCCUGCAAUGAGCGUUUGACAGUUUUCUACCGACUUGAUAUAAAGAUGAAUUGCGUACAAUUACAAUGCAAGUUUUAAUACGCUGCGUAUAAAUAUAAAAUGCAAACUGAAGCUUCUAUCUUACCAGUAGUACAACUUAAUGUGCAUAGAACAGUCAAUAGAAAAUUAAAACCUUGUUCAAAAGAUUCAACGCUGGAAUCAAAAAAGUUAUCUCCUUGCAGGAAUACUUUACUUUUAUCAAACAAAAGAUGUUUAAACCCCCUACUUGGUUUGUAUAAAGAAUCAUUAAAAUGUUCGUUAUUUUGUGAUAUUUUAUUAUGUUAUAUAUGUGCAUGUAUAGGUGCACCAUAUAGAGACAGCAUCAAACAGCAAUCGCUGUCGGAUGAACCAAAAUCUAGUAAUAAAAGUAUUCUCGGACAAAGAGUGAUGUCAGCAAAAAUGCUUCGUUUCAAACAGUUACAAAAUCAAUUAGCCGAUGCACAUUAUCAUCUUAAUGAACUAGCAAACGAAAAUAGAUUAUUAAAGGCAUUGCAGAAAAAGCAAGAUUCUGCAUUGAGGCGUUACGAAGGAGCAAAUGCCGAGCUACCAAGACUUAUAAAUUCGCAUCAUGAAGAAUUAAGGGUGCUUCAAACAAAAUAUAAGAAAUUAAAAGAAUUGCAUAAAGAUACAUGCAACUUGUUGAAAGAAAAAGAAAAUGAAUUAUAUUCUGUAAAUUCACAGAAUAAGCAUCUAUUACAACUUAGUAAAGAUCGAAAUCUCGAAGAAAGAGAAAAAUUACAGUUGCAAUUAUCCGACAUGAAUUAUAAAAUGCAACAACAACAAGAAACUAUACAGUUGUUACAUAGAAAACUUGCACUUGAAACUAAGAGCCUGAAACAUCAAUUACAUAUUGAAACUUCUAAACACAAAGAGACACAGAAAAAUUUACAGGAAACAACAGAGAAAUUGAAAAGUUUAGAAUGUUUGUUGGACAAUAGAGAAAAAAGAUUAUAUUGUAAUGGUCAAUUGCUAAUUUAUCAAAGCAAAGAGAAAAAUUUAGGCAGUCAUUCUUUCACAAAUCUCAGAGAUAUCAACAUCUCUAAUCCAAUUAAAGUGUCCAGUAGAAGUAAAAGAAGUGAAAAUAGUACAGCAAAAGAUAAUUUGCCGUUACUUGAUACAUUGGAAACUAAUGAUGAUGAAAAAAUAGCUCAACCAACAAAUAAUGUUAAUCGCAAUCAUUCUAUAAAUCAGUUAAAAUCAGAAACAAUGGCAAGCUUGCAACAGAUACGAAAGUUUCGAUUGCAAAGACCACAUAUGCGUAAAAACUCUCAUUCUAUGGAUGAUUUAAGAUUUCGGUCGAAAGAUUCAGAGACGAUAACGCAUGAUGAUGAAAAAGUCACAUCAGUAGAUUAUAAAACGAUAUUAGAGAGAGAAGAGUCGAAAAACAAUUUUGAACAAAUCGAAAGUGGCAAAUUGAGAAAAUUAUUUAACAGAAUAAAAAAUCAGAAUUUACAAAAGUCGCAAAGAGAACUGAAAGCUGAAUUUGAUUAUUCGUCCGAUGAUGGAGAAAGUGAGAAUGCCAGCGAACAUUGCAUUCAGUUUUACAAUACCCCGCAAAAAUCUAGAGAAUUAUAUGCAAGAUUAAUUAACAGCACAGAUGAUACUUCUGAUACUUUGGAUGAUAUAAUGAAAAAAACAAGUAUCCAUUACAGCGACGAAGAAGAGGAAGAAGAAUUAAACAUCCAUCUAACAAAAGACUUGACAUUUCAAAAGCACAAGUACAAAAGUAAAUCAAAAGUAUUACAGUAUCAUAGGAAUAAUGAUUUUUAUGAUAGCGGUUCCGACGUUGAGUCUGAGGAAAAGAUAAAUACAAAUGGGGAUUCUUCCGUUGAAUACAAAAACAAUAACUUUCAUACUAAUUUAUCUAAGUAUAAAGAGCAGUUUAGUAAAUCCAAUAAUGUCAGUCAUCCACAAUAUGAUAUUUUGGAAAUCACGGAACAAUCUAUUGGCAAGUUAAAAGAUACACAGGUACAAAGGAUAUCUGAUAACACUCUAGAUGAUGUAGAGAUUUCUCAGCAAUCUCUGAACUCAAGCAAAAUAUGGAUGGACAAGCGACAAUUCUCGGAAACCAAUGGAAGAGAUGAGUUCUCCUCUAUAGAUAUUGAAAAUGAUUAUACAGAAGAGGAAGGAACAAAGUAUUUGGAAAAUAGGCCAAUAUACACUGACAUAUCGUCUGGUAAAGUUUAUCACAACACAAACGUGUAUGAAGAAAUAAAAAAUUUGCCGAGUCCGGAAAGGAAAGAAGUUGAAGAGGAUUUACAAGCUUGUAAAAAUAAAUCUACGAUAAACCGUUCUAAGAACGAUCAAUCCGAGCACAAUUUGGAGAAGGAACAUCUCAAGCUUGACGCAGAUGAAAUGCCAAGAAUGAGGCACAGUGAUGAAAAAAUAUCAAAUGAAAAUGAUUUUAAUAUAGAAAUGAAAAAUAAAAUCAAUACCUCAUUAGAAGAUGACGAUAUGUUGUCUAAUAAUGUCCAUAUAUCUUCUCAGGCUAAACAAAAUAAUGACGCAAAAAUCGAAGUGACAGAUGUAAAAGCUAGCGAUAAAAAGAAGAUAAUUAAUUUCAAUAAAGAGAAAUUAUUAGCUACAAUGAAAGCGAUCGAUGAUAAUGAAAAUAUCGAGUUUGUAAGCCAAGGAUUCAAGAAUCACAACAUAAACAGAAUUCAGAUAACGGAAAAUCUACAUCGCGGCUUACCUGCUCAUUCAAAACCGAAACGCGAUAUUAUUAGAGAUAUAUUCGAAGACAAUCGCAUAGAAAGUAAAGUCAGAGGCACUUGCAGUAAAUCUCACUGAAAAUUUAGAGAUGAUCAGAUUAAAAAUCAUAAAUAAAUAGUACAAAACUUCUUUUCUCCUUGCUUUCCUUAAUCCUAUUGAAUUUUAUGUGCAGAUUUAAGGAAGAAAUGUAAUAUUUAGAAAAAGUAUAUAUAUAUAUUACUUUUUUUUAGUAUACUAAAAUCUUUAUUCACUUAACACACAUAGAUAUAUUUCCUCCAAAAUAAAUUACAAAGGAGGAGAGGAGAAAAAGAAUAAUUUUAUUU
Molecule: messenger RNA, 3206 nt
Organism: Pogonomyrmex barbatus (red harvester ant)
Lineage: Eukaryota; Metazoa; Arthropoda; Insecta; Hymenoptera; Formicidae
Biological process (GO): intraciliary transport
Cellular component (GO): axoneme
Source: RefSeq, a predicted model, not a curated record